This is a messenger RNA of Rotaria socialis, 693 nucleotides long. Lineage: Eukaryota; Metazoa; Rotifera; Eurotatoria; Philodinida; Philodinidae. The record is from the annotation of a GenBank genome assembly.
AUGUCGACGGCUAAUUUCGUUAAUAGCAAUAUUUCUCAUGCAAACUUUUAUCGAGCUCAUAUUGAGGGUAGUAUAUUUUUCAAUGCAAAUGCUAGAAUGAUUAAGAUGUCUUUUAUUCUAUCUGAAAAGGCUACUUUUUCUAGUAUACGCUGUAUUAACGCUAACUUUCAGCAUGCAAAUUUACAUAAAGUAAAUUUUGCUGGUGCCAAUGCCCGAGAGACAAUAUUCACGAAUGUUUAUCUCUUGUCUACUGCUAAAUUUGUAGGUUCUAAUCUUCGUAUGGCCACCUUUACGGAUACAGAUAUAUCGAUUCAAGAUGUUAAAUUGCCCAGUGGAAUACUUGGCACAGUUUCAAGUUUACCUAUCAAUGGUAAUCCAGAUUGCAAUCGAUCUGUUGAAAAUAUUUGGAAAUUAAGCGAUCCAGAAUCCAUUAUCGUAGUACUAUCAAACAAUGAUAAAGUUCACUGUAUAUUUACUAGAAAAAAUAAUACUAAAAGUGCCAUCAACAUGACGCAAGUAGUUAAUAUCACAAAUUCUUGGAAUUUAAAAUAUUGGAAUAACUCACAAGCAAUAUUAAUCGCCCGUAUUUCAACGAAAAUAAAAAUCUCUUUGAUUGGUAUUACAAGUGAUAGGACAUUUGCAGAGAAAGUUACAGGUGAGUUAUUCGUUGUUCAUCUAGCUCAUUUUCUAUAA